CCAAAAAUACCGAAACGAAUCGAAAAAUGUCCUGUAUCUGCCAAUUCUAUGCGCCCGGCGAGGACACAAACAGAGAUCUAGUGACGGUUCCUCUGCCUACCUCUGAUGACAUUUCCUCAUCCCAAAACCCAACAGCUGAUGCCGACGAAUCGUUGGAGUCCACUGCUCUCAAGACAGGAGUGUCGGCCUCAGAUCUGUCCGACUGCCGGGCAGAGAAUUGGAUCCUUACGAAGAAGUUGCGAGAGUACGAGGUAACCAUUGAGAAUCUGGAGCAGCUGGUUACCACCAUUGUUGAGAAACAGCAUCAAAUCUUGACCGAAAUGUUCCACUUGCGCAAGGAGAACCGAGAGCUGCAGUCCGAGUGCCAUCUUCAACGUGAGUACCACUCCAUGGAGAGGAACGCACUGAUGAGGGAGCUGCAUGAUGCUCAGACCCGAAGAUUCCUCUUGGGAUGCAGAUCGAAUGAAAGUAAAGGCAGUUUGAGUUGUACACCGACAGAGCCGCCUAUUAAAUCAGCAUCUUCUAAUGAAGACUGUGAUGAGACCGAGACGAGUGAGUCUGAAGACGAGGAUUUAGGAAAAGACGGGAGUGACGCGUCUUCGGAUGAGGAAGACCAAGACUCAGCACCAAGUUCAGGUCAAAAUUCCGGAAGCACAUCUCCGUCUUUAACGGACUUAUCAUGUGACACCGAUUCGGAUGACAACAGAUCCAGUGAUUACAGAAGCCGUAGGGAUAGCCCCCUCAGUGAUAGCGACACAGACUGACCACUAGCACCUCUUCCAAUUCCUUAAUGUAUAUUUUAUAUGAGGAAAUACAUUGUAAACUUUAAAACCUA
Molecule: messenger RNA, 835 nt
Organism: Drosophila eugracilis
Lineage: Eukaryota; Metazoa; Arthropoda; Insecta; Diptera; Drosophilidae
Product: suppressor protein SRP40
Exons: 3
Coding region: 27-764 (245 amino acids)
Source: RefSeq, a predicted model, not a curated record